GGGGCAAAAUUUUUGAAUCAAUGGGACAGCUUGCCAAUUUUAAUUUUUUCUAGUGAAAGGCCGUCUAUCUUCAAUGUGUUGUGCUGCACUUAAAAGCCCCUGAACAUGAUCCCUCAGCUAAAAUUGCAUGAGGGUAAAUGUUGGUAGUGUAGGUUAAAAUUUACUGACCUGUAAGAUUUGUGAAUGAUUUAAGUACAAUACAUGCUAUAUCUGACUCUGUUGGUGAAGGCAAUUGACAUGAAGGAGAAGUUGGUUUGGAGUUAGGCAGUGAUUGUGACAUUGGAGUUUGAUAAAACUAGUGAUAAUUAUAAGAUGGUGCUAUAUAUACUCGCGUUCUUGAUGCAGCUCAUGGUGAUUCUCUGGUUCUUAUUGCGUGUAUCAGAAAAUGGCAGGAGGUGCAGAUCUUACAGGACCUAAUGUUGUGUCUAAAAUUUCCAUCGACCGAACCCAAGAUGCAGAUAAAGGUAAUAAUCACCACAGGCCUAGCAUUGAUGCAUUACUUAUGGCACCAAAAAUACCAAAGCCAGUGCAACCAGUUUCUUCAGCAUCUGAGGGGGAGACAAUCAGGCGACCCCGUGGCAGGCCAGCGGGUUCUAAAAACAAGCCAAAGCCGCCUAUCAUUGUCACCCGCGACAGUGCUAAUGCACUUCGUGCACAUGCUAUGGAAGUGAGUUCAGGCUGUGAUGUGAGUGAAAGUUUAACCAACUUUGCAAGAAGGAAACAAAGAGGCAUUUGCAUACUGAGUGGAAGUGGUUGUGUAACCAAUGUCACACUGCGACAACCAGCUUCCUCCGGAGCCAUUGUGACCCUCCAUGGCCGUUUUGAGAUUCUGUCAUUGCUCGGAUCAAUCUUGCCUCCUCCUGCCCCUCCUGGGAUUACAGGUCUAACCAUCUACUUGGCUGGGGCUCAGGGGCAGGUUGUAGGUGGGGGCGUGGUAGGUGCACUUAUUGCUUCAGGGCCUGUUGUGAUCAUGGCUGCCUCGUUCAUGAAUGCAACAUUUGAUCGUCUUCCACUGGAUGAAGAUGAAGUAGCUGCAGCUUUACAGAACCAACAAUACCAAAACGGUCGUCACCACCACCUGGAUAUGUCAGAUUUUUAUGGACUUCCACCAAAUCUGCUCACUAAUGGUAAUGUGCCUCCUGAGGUUUACUCCUGGGCAUCUGGCCGAAAUAUGUCAAAGACAUAA
This is a messenger RNA of Fragaria vesca subsp. vesca, 1186 nucleotides long. RefSeq names its product putative DNA-binding protein ESCAROLA-like. Gene Ontology annotation, biological process: vegetative to reproductive phase transition of meristem. Gene Ontology annotation, cellular component: nucleus. The record is from RefSeq and is a predicted model, not a curated record. Bases 386 to 1186 code for a protein of 266 amino acids. NCBI's taxonomy places the organism in Eukaryota, Viridiplantae, Streptophyta, Magnoliopsida, Rosales, Rosaceae. Gene Ontology annotation, molecular function: minor groove of adenine-thymine-rich DNA binding; DNA-binding transcription factor activity. The transcript is spliced from 2 exons.